AUGCUAACCGCUUCAUUCAUCAACAAAGAUGGAGAACAGCAGUUCUUCCAUAUCUACAGCCGCGACCUCAUUAUCUUGAAGCCGCUUCACAGAUUCCAGGUCUGGCCGAACAUGUCUCACAUUGCACUGGAGUUCUUCCCGGGUUGGGCCCAUGAUUCGUAUCACCGCUAUCUGCGCAACCUGGCUGGAUUUGCAGCGAACCUCGACUUCCUUUGGUUCAUUGACCACACGCUGACAAGAGCCCCUGGCUUUGAGGGCGCCCUUCCCAACCAUACUUACGUGUUCUACGGCAAGGGAUUCCGGAUGGUGGAAGUUCGCCGUGGCGACGACGGCUGGGUGCACAGCGACAUGUCGCCCCCCGGCAGCAACGGCCCCGGAUGUUUCUCUGCCAUCGACAUCAUGCGUCAGGAGCAAGACCGCAUGAAUGCGGAGACUUUCGAGCAGUAUUCUGAGGAUCCUGAAGACGUCUCCCCGUAUGUCGGUGCGCGACUGGGCGUUCUUGCCUUCGAGAUCGUCUCUCGGGAUUUCUACGAGUAA
This is a messenger RNA of Phaeoacremonium minimum UCRPA7, 537 nucleotides long. RefSeq lists its product as hypothetical. Lineage: Eukaryota; Fungi; Ascomycota; Sordariomycetes; Togniniales; Togniniaceae. The transcript is spliced from 2 exons. The coding region runs from base 1 to 537 and encodes 178 amino acids. The record is from RefSeq and is a predicted model, not a curated record.